CCACCGAGGGAUUAAGUUCGUGAAGCAGCAAGUCAGUGUUGGUGUGUAUUGGUUGUUAUUUUCUAUUUGAUCAUAGCCGUUAAUAGUUACGUGGGCCACGAUGCAGUGCCGCUGGCCUCUUUUAGGUCCGCUGCGGUGGAUCACUUAUGUCAACAAGCACGUGAAGGUGAAGGCGGGAAAAGACGAAGUGCUGUGGGGCUGGCUGCUGACCGUGGACCCCGUGUCUGCCAGUCUGGUCCUGAUGGAUUUCAAAGAGGAUGGGGGAGCAUCGGUGCAGGUCGUGAUGGGUCAUGCUGUAGAGGAGGUGCAGAUCCAGCAAGAGGCUGAUGAGGAGACCACAGACCGCCUCCAGGCCUCUUUUCUCCCCCCAAAGACCUGUGGCCUGGACCCCGAAGACCUGAGGAAGAGAAGAGGUGUCAUCCAGAGCUGGCUGGAGAAGAACCGUGUCCCUGUGGAGGAGGAAGACGACAAGCUGAGGGUGGCGGGGGUCUUGACCAUCAGGGCCCCGUAUGGACCUGAAGACUGCAGCAGUUCCAACCAGAUCAUCUUAGACCGCAUCCAGAGACUGAUCCAGAAUCUGAUCCCGGUCGAUCCCUGAGGAAAAAAAAAAAUCACUAAAUGUAGGAGCCCCGCCCCUUGUCUGCCUACGCCAUCAGGUUGAAAAUGAGACUUACAAAAUAAAAGUGUGUUAGGAGACGGUUGGAAAUGUUCUGAUAUUUUGCAAAAUAUCUGGGAUAGGACUGAACAGAGAGUUAAGUAACACUGAACAUGUGGAGACUGUUUUUGAGGAGGAUGUGUGUUUAAUGGCGCUGGUUUCCAGUUUAUCCAGUUAAAUUAGUCUGUGCUUAUACUGAAAAAUGCUACCUUAUUGUAGGGAUUUUGUAUCACCAGUCUUCUGCCACCCUUUGUGGUUUUGUAGUGUUGGGGUGCUUAAAGGAAAACUCCCAUACAAUGCACUAUGAAUGCCAUCAUCCAAAUUUUUAUUUUCAUUAUAUGAAAGGUCAGAAUUGUGUAACCUGCGGCUGCACCUCUGUCUAUCACAGCUGGAUCCUGUAGCCUGCCUUUGUCACUCAAUCACACUCGAGGUGCCCCGUACCCUGUAUUUUUAUUAAAGCUACUAGGCACCAAA
Messenger RNA from Monopterus albus (swamp eel), 1129 nucleotides. It is a transcript of the gene gemin6, whose product is annotated as gem (nuclear organelle) associated protein 6. Gene Ontology annotation, cellular component: nucleus; SMN complex. The transcript has 2 exons. Gene Ontology annotation, biological process: spliceosomal snRNP assembly; spliceosomal complex assembly. The coding region runs from base 101 to 598 and encodes 165 amino acids. Lineage: Eukaryota; Metazoa; Chordata; Actinopteri; Synbranchiformes; Synbranchidae. The record is from RefSeq and is a predicted model, not a curated record.